GCUGGGCUGCGCUGGGCUGGGCUGGGCUGCGCUGGGCUGGGCUGGGCUGCGCUGGGCGGGCCGAGCUCACCACCCACCAGCGCCGCCAGGGGAAGCUGCUCUCUAACCGAGCCUCGGAGCCGAGCAAGACAGAUCUGCCAGUGAGCCUCCAGCCUUGAAUAUUGACGAGAGUGUCUGAAACCGUCCAGCUCUCCAAUGGCCAGCAACAACACCGCCAGCAUAGCACAAGCCAGGAAGCUGGUAGAGCAGCUGAAGAUGGAAGCCAACAUCGACAGGAUAAAGGUGUCCAAGGCUGCUGCGGACUUGAUGGCCUACUGUGAGGCACACGCCAAGGAGGACCCCCUGCUGACCCCAGUCCCGGCCUCAGAAAAUCCCUUUCGGGAGAAGAAGUUCUUCUGCGCCAUCCUUUAAGCCUCUGAGAGGAGGCUGAAGAGCGCAGGGGCUCCUGGGACAUUGGUGUAGAGUUCCUAGCAAAGUGGACACCUUUCUCGUCCACAGCUUUUAAAGAGAGGAGAGAGAACCAUCCUGGACACUCCGGGCUGUGCAUGUUUAAAGAACUGUCCCCUUAUGAGAAUGGAAGCCGCUUCCACGUCCCAACUUUAGAGAUCUGACCCUGCAGACCUGCCUGGAGGAGGGGAAUGUAUAAAAACAAAAUCAGUGUCACUUCUUUUCUGCUACCCUCUAAGACCUUACAUUCCGCUUCAUAUUUAAAAACAAAAUAAACAUUAGCGCCGGUGUCCUGAGCUGAGGUAUGGCUGACCUUCUGGGGAUGAGAAUUGCCUUUCAAAUACCCCUGAUUAGCUGUUGUCCCAUGUAGCCACAGUUCUGUUUGGUGGCAUCCAUGUUUAGUCCUCCGUGCAUUUUUCUUUCCUCCCCUUUCUCUUUCUCUAUCCCUCCCUGUUAGAGUACUGUAGAGAUGAGGCUGGGUUUGUGUGUUAGAUGAACUCUGAGGAUGAGUGAAUAGCUGAGGCAUUUAGAAAGAUGGUCCCCAUGGCAUUUCUUCAUGAGAAUUAAAAGAACACGCACACACGCACACUCCCACAAUGCCAGCUGUCUGUGUUCUCUUACCACUAUUCCUAAUACUUGUAUAUGAUAGUUUUGAUUCUGCAAGUAAAAGUAUAUCAUGUGUUGUGA
Messenger RNA from Mesocricetus auratus (golden hamster), 1134 nucleotides. RefSeq names its product G protein subunit gamma 2 (gene Gng2). Lineage: Eukaryota; Metazoa; Chordata; Mammalia; Rodentia; Cricetidae. The coding region runs from base 196 to 411 and encodes 71 amino acids. Gene Ontology annotation, cellular component: heterotrimeric G-protein complex. The record is from RefSeq and is a predicted model, not a curated record. Gene Ontology annotation, biological process: G protein-coupled receptor signaling pathway. Gene Ontology annotation, molecular function: G-protein beta-subunit binding. The transcript is spliced from 4 exons.